AUGCCCUACUUCCGCUCUAGCUACACCUUCAGCAUUGAGGGCAGUACGCGUACCUUCCAUCAUCGCUGGUGCAUGGCCGGACGUAUGUACGAAUGCGACGCUUGCAGCACUACAUGUGAUGUACGCGCUGCAUAUUCGCAACACUGGUCCAGUGCCGGGCGUACGCUUUGCAGCGCCGAGCAACGUGUGCAGCUGAAAACAAUAGAGGAGCAACGCAUAAACAAUUUCAUACUCUGCAACGAGCGUAACAGGAGUACUAAUGAAUUCUUGCUGGACGCCGGCAUACAAGCUAUACCACAAUUGUUGCGCCUACUUUUUCAUGACGCUGCGCGCCUACACUUUCGUUUGAGUUUCUAUGUGCGCGCCUUGAACGAAACUGAUUUUUUAUUCUGCAGCAGCGAAUUGGCGAUAGAGCAUCACCUGGAUAUUAUCGAGAGUGUGGAUGUACUAUUUCUCAUGUUGCUGGAAAAAAUCGAAGCCUAUAUGUACGCUUGUUAUCCGACGCGCGCUGCCGAGUAUAACGUGAAGCGCAUAAAAAUUUAUGUACGCCGCGAAUUGAAUACAACAGCAUCAACAACAAAUGCGCCCUCGAAAUGCAUACUGCCGCUGCAGUAUCGUGUAAAGCACGCCACCGCUGCACCAGGGGCGCAGGCGGUCAGCGCCGCGGUUGCUGCUGAUGCCAAUCUAUAUCGCUUCCGCAUUUGCGCGCGCACGCAGGAGUUGUACGUGGUACCCUAUCAGCUCGGUAAAUGUCCGAGCAAUGCAUGCGAUAGUGAAGUGCAGCGCGCGCAACAAAGUUGGGAUCGCAUAGGCUGUGGCGCGCAUUAUAUACAGUUGCAAAGUAUCGACGGCGCCCAACAACAGCUUUUGGAGAUCUCGAACAUAACGCGCUUUCUACGCACCGAUGAGGAGGAUCAUGUGCACACAUGUGUCCAAUGCAAGGCGAACUUUUCACAGCGCACUAAAUUCCAGCUACACAAGGCGCUCGAUUGUGGACGCGGCUUUGAGGUACUUCAACUGGACAGUGAUAAUCUGGAGAUUUAUGAGCAUUGCUUCCAAAUGCGUUGUGACAACUACAAUUGGCCGUUAUUCGGUAUAAUAGAAUGA
This is a messenger RNA of Bactrocera tryoni, 1107 nucleotides long. Its product is annotated as protein terminus-like. The transcript has a single exon. Bases 1 to 1107 code for a protein of 368 amino acids. Lineage: Eukaryota; Metazoa; Arthropoda; Insecta; Diptera; Tephritidae. The record is from RefSeq and is a predicted model, not a curated record.